AUGAUUUAUCAGACUAAAACGCGUCAAGUCAUUGAAACUCAUCGUUAUUCUACUCCUUCACUCCCAAUGUCGGAAUUACCAACACCGAAAAGGCCGAGGGUGCCAUCAACUCCUUUAAAGCCGUUUCUUGGUUCUCCAGAUCGUAGAAAUCUGGUAUCUCAGGCAUCAAGCGCGACAACCGCAUUACAGGGCCCAAGUUUGCUGCCAUUGCCCCCUUCUCAGAUAUCAAGAGGCCGUUCUAUGUAUAGCCAGUCACCUCCAAGGUCUCCCAAUAGGUCCCCUGCUCGUAAAUUAGAGUUGAUCCAAUUAUCUCCAGUAAAGAAUACUAGGUUGGAGCUACAAAGGAUAUACGAUGCAAAGCAGUCAAAAAAGGACAGACUAUGUAUAAAGACCCUCAUACUUAAUAACUUUAAGUCAUAUUAUGGUGAACAAAUUGUUGGACCUUUUAACAGCUCAUUUUCUGCAAUUGUAGGUCCAAAUGGUUCAGGUAAAUCAAAUGUUAUUGAUGCGAUGCUAUUCGUGUUUGGUUUUAGGGCGAGUAAAAUGAGACAAGGAAAGCUAUCAAAUCUGAUACAUAAGUCAGAAACACAUAGCAAUUUGAGUUUUUGCUCAGUAGAAAUUCGAUUUCAUUAUAUCAUGGAUGAAGCUGACGGUAGUAGUAGAGUGUUAACGGAUAGACAAGAGCUGUCGGUGAUGCGUAAAGCAUUCCGCAAUAAUACUUCAAAAUAUUAUAUCAAUGGUAAAGAAAGUAGCUAUACAGAAGUUACUACUAUGCUUCGUCAGGAAGGGGUUGAUUUAGACCAUAAAAGGUUUUUGAUCCUUCAAGGUGAAGUUGAAUCGAUUGCACAGAUGAAGCCAAAAGGGGAAAGGGAUGGCGAGGAUGGCUUACUAGAGUACUUAGAAGACAUAAUUGGUACCGCAAAAUAUAACUCUCAAAUUGAAAGUGCCCUAGUAGAGAUUAAUACACUCAAUGACGUCUGUAAACAGAAGGAGAACAGAUUUGAGCUUGUAGAAACUGAAAAAGAAUCUCUGGAGUCGGGGAAGGAAGAAGCACUCGAGUUUCUGGAGAAAGAAAAACGACUUACUGUACUAAAGUCACAACAGUAUCAGCUUUAUAUUGAUCAAAACCAGAAGAAGUUGCGGGAAGUGUUAGAAAAGAUCACGAAUAUUACAGACAAGAUGGAAAUGGAUAGAAAUAUGAAUAACAGUAAACAAACAAAAAUAUCAGAGUUAACAGAAAAAUCUAAGACGCUCUCAAACCAGGUUUCAAAAAUAACCAGGGAACGUGAUAAAUUGCUAAAGCAAAAGCAUCAAUUGGAACGCGAACUUGCUUCGGCUGAGGAAAAACGAAAGAGUUUGACCAAGAAAAGAGCAAAAUCGGGAAAACUGUUAAAAACUGCAGAAGCGACUAUUCGCAAGCAUAUCGAUCAAAUUAAAGAAUAUGAUGAAGAGCAAGUUCAAUAUGAGGAGAAAAUUAGGGAUCUCGGAGCUUCAUUAGAAGAAGAGCGUGAAAAGUUAGAUAAUAUGAAAAUGUCGUUGAGUAAAAAGACAAGUCAUAUUGCAGAGGAAAUAGCUCAGUUGGAGGAAGAGCUUAAGCCAUGGAAUGAUAAGAUUGACGAGAAAAAGUCGCAAAUAAAACUAGUUGAAGUGGAGGUAUCCAUGAUUAAAGAGUCUUACACUAAGGUUACGGCUGAGAUUAAACGAUUGAAAGAAGAGGUUGAGGAAUAUAAAUCUGCUAAUACCAACCAAGAAGCUAAACUAGCUAAAUUGAAAAAAGAAUCUAACUCAGUAGAUAAAUUAAUUUCUGUUUGCGCCACUGAGUGCUAUAAUGCAAAGACUAAACUAGGUGAAAUGAAACAAGUCUUAACUGCUCAUAGACAGCGUGUAACAGAAGCACGGUCUGCCAAAUCCAGUGAAGAAAAUAAGAAUAAAGUUCUGACCGCACUACUUCGCUUGCAAAAAUCAGGUCGAAUUCAUGGUUUUCAUGGUCGCCUUGGAGCACUAGGGACGAUUGAAGACAAGUACGAUGUUGCCAUUUCUACUGCUUGCCCUAGACUCGAUGAUAUUGUUGUAGAAACCGUGGAAUGCGCCCAACAAUGUAUCGAUCACUUGAGGAAAAAUAAGUUAGGCUAUGCGCGGUUUAUUUUAUUGGAUAAGUUAAGAAAGUUUAAUUUGAACCAAAUCCAAACUCCUGCGAAUAUACCAAGACUUUUUGACUUGAUAACAUUUAAAGAAAAAAAGUUCGCUCCAGCAUUUUAUAGCGUUCUGAGAGAUACAUUGGUAGCUCCCACAUUGGCAGUCGCAAAUAAAGUGGCGUUUGGUAAAAAUAGAUUCAGGGUAGUUACAUUAGAUGGUAAGCUCAUUGAUAUUUCGGGUACUAUUUCAGGCGGAGGUGAUCGUGUAUCCCGUGGCUUAAUGAAGUCGAAGCUGAAAAACGUCGAUACUUACUCCGCUGAAGAAGUUCAACAGAUGGAAGCAGAGUUGGAUGAGAAGGAGAAAAACUUCAAAAUCGCAAGUGAUUCACACCAAGAAAUGGAGCAAUCUUUGGCUGCAUAUAAAAAUCGUCAACCGGAACUGGAAACCGAGAUAUCUAAAGUGAAAAUGGAGCUAGAAUCAAUUUCAGCAUCUCUCCAAUCAACAUACAAUGCUCUUCAAGAAGCUGAGAAGAAAGCUACCGAAAAUGAAGACGACCAGAGUGAAUUACAGGAUGCAGAAUUCAGGCUUUCCACACUAAAUUCUGAAUUGAAAGACUUACAAGAAGAAUCAAAGGUUAAGAGCAAUAAGAUUAAAAGUCUACAGGCUAAAAUAAUGGAAAUUGGUGGUCUAGACCUUCAAGCUCUAAAGGCAGCUGUGGAUUCACUUCAGCAGCAAAUUUCGUUAACGGUUUCUAAGCAAAAGAGAGGAAAAGCAUCAAUAAAAAAGGCCGAACUCGAACUGCGUAGAGGUGAGAGGCAAUUAUGUGAGACUGAAAAGGAGAUGCAUCAAAUCGAAACUGAGUUAGCGAAGCUGACUACUCAUUACGAGGAGUCAUCUAAGGAAUUUGAAAAGAUUGAUGAGUCUUUACUGCAGUUGGAGGAUGAAAAAAGCACCUUAAUUGAACAGCGUGAUGAACUUGAAACCGAAAUAGAAGAAUUGAACAAAAGUAUGGAAGAUUAUAAAUCUGCUGAAAUAGAGUAUAAUAACAAGCUUGAAAAGUUGAAUUCUUUGCGCAAUCACGUUAGUAAAGAAGUUACUCGUCUUGAAAAAGAGUUGAACCUAUUGAAGGUUAGGGAAGUGACACAAUUACUCCAGAAAAUUGAAGACAAGGAACUUCCUGAAGAAAUAAAAAUGGACAUACCUCGAACUGCUGAAAACAGUAAUAUUCUGACUGAAAAUUCACAAUUACAACAGCUUCAACCUGCACUGGAGGAGGAAGAGAAUGUUGAAACUGAAGAUGAUGGAAGUAAGAUGGAUGUAUGUGAUCAAGAAACUGCAACAGAGAAUGGACUACCUAAAUUAACUCAGUCAGAACUAUCUGCAAUAGAUAAUGAUGCACUGACAAAAGAAAUUGAAGACUUACAAACUUUUAUUGACAAUGCUCAUGUUGACAUCGACAUUUUGGAUGAAUACGCUAAAAGGCUAGCAGAAUAUAGAAGAAGAAAAUUGGAUCUGAAUCAAGCAGUAGCAAAGAGAGAUGAGAUUAGAAAUCAUUGUGAAAUGCUAAAAAAAAGACGCCUGGAAGAAUUCAUGGAAGGCUUUGGGGUGAUCUCAAUGACUUUAAAAGAAAUGUAUCAAAUGAUCACUAUGGGAGGUAAUGCUGAGUUGGAACUGGUUGAUAGUUUAGAUCCUUUUUCAGAAGGUGUAUUGUUCAGUGUAAUGCCACCCAGAAAAAGUUGGAAAGAUAUUUCGAAUCUCUCAGGUGGUGAGAAAACGUUGAGUUCGCUUGCUUUAGUUUUCGCACUUCAUAAAUACAAACCUACUCCAUUGUAUGUCAUGGACGAAAUUGACGCGGCUUUGGACUUCAGAAAUGUUUCUAUUGUCGCUAACUAUAUCAAAGAGCGAACUAAGAAUGCACAAUUUAUUGUCAUCUCGUUGAGGAAUAAUAUGUUCGAAUUAGCACAGAGCCUUGUUGGGAUUUACAAAAAUGACAAUAAAACAAGAAGUGUGACUAUACAGAAUAAAGAGAUCAUUAAUUGUGUGUGA
Molecule: messenger RNA, 4182 nt
Organism: Eremothecium sinecaudum
Lineage: Eukaryota; Fungi; Ascomycota; Saccharomycetes; Saccharomycetales; Saccharomycetaceae
Gene: SMC4
Product: condensin subunit SMC4
Exons: 1
Coding region: 1-4182 (1393 amino acids)
Biological process (GO): mitotic chromosome condensation
Cellular component (GO): chromosome
Molecular function (GO): ATP hydrolysis activity; ATP binding; protein binding
Source: RefSeq, a predicted model, not a curated record